AUGGCAAACACAGAAGAUGGUAUAUUCACUCCUUCACCUCCUGUUCCUCUUCUCCAGACUUGGUCUGUUUUGCUAACUCCAUCUCAGUCGAACCCCACACAGAUCUUUGCCGACGAUGUCACAGAGGAAAAGGGCGAGAAUGCACGUCUCUCGGCCUUUGUAGGCGCCAUCGCCGUCGGUGAUUUGGUCAAGAGCACACUGGGCCCCAAGGGCAUGGAUAAGAUAUUACAGUCGGCCUCCACCGGCGAGAUCAUGGUCACAAACGACGGUGCCACCAUCCUCAAAGCCAUCGCUCUUGAUAACGCUGCUGCUAAAGUGCUCGUCAACAUUUCAAAAGUACAGGACGACGAAGUGGGUGAUGGCACCACAUCCGUCACUGUGCUAGCCGCUGAACUCCUCCGCGAAGCUGAGAAGCUUGUCGACCAAAAGAUCCACCCCCAGACCAUCAUCGAAGGCUACAGGAUAGCAAGUAAUGCGGCCCUCAAGGCCCUCGAGAAGAUUGCGGUGGAUCACAGCGGCGAUGAAAAGGCCUUCCGGGAAGACCUCGAGGCGAUUGCGCGGACAACGCUGAGCUCCAAGGUGCUCUCGCAGGACCGCGACCAAUUCGCCAAGCUCGCCGUCGACGCCGUUCUCAAGCUCGGCGGCUCGACCGACCUCACACACAUUCAAAUCAUCAAGAAGGCGGGAGGAAAGCUCAAGGACUCUUACCUGGAGGAGGGCUUCAUCCUGGACAAGAAGUUUGGUGUCAACCAGCCCAAGCGGAUAGAGAAUGCCAAGAUCCUCGUAGCCAACACCUCCAUGGAUACAGACAAGAUCAAAAUCUUUGGUGCAAGAGUAAAGGUCGACUCCACGGGCAAGCUGGCGGAUCUGGAAAAGGCAGAGCGGGAGAAGAUGAAGGCAAAGGUCGAGCGUAUCAAGGCACACGGCAUCAACUGCUUCGUCAACCGACAGCUCAUCUACAACUGGCCAGAGCAGCUCUUUGCCGACGCCGGCAUCUGCUCGAUUGAGCACGCAGAUUUUGACGGUGUGGAGCGUCUCGCUCUGGUUACAGGGGGAGAGAUUACUUCGACAUUUGAUCACCCAGAGAACGUCAAGCUUGGUCACUGCGACUUGGUCGAGGAGGUGAUUAUUGGAGAGGAUGUUUUGAUUCGAUUCUCAGGCAUCAAUGCUGGCCGAGCGUGCACCAUUGUGCUCCGUGGCGCUACCGAGCAGCUCCUGGACGAGGCUGAACGAUCGCUCCACGAUGCUCUCGCCGUUCUCUCACAGACGAUCAAGGAGCCGAGGACGACUCUGGGAGGGGGAUGUGCGGAGAUGAACAUGGCCAAAGCGGUAGCGGUUGCGGCACAGAAUGUCGAGGGUAAAAAGGCGAUCGCGGUUGAGUCCUUUGCCAAGGCUCUCCAGCAAUUACCCACCAUUCUGGCGGACAAUGCAGGCUUCGACUCGAGCGACCUGGUCACCCGGCUCCGCAAAGCCGUGUACUCGGGCUUGACGAGCUCCGGAUUGGAUCUCUUGACACCGGGUGGAGGGAUCACAGACAUGAGGGAAUUGGGGGUGAUUGAGAGCUACAAGUUGAAGCGGGCGGUUGUGUCGUCGGCCUCGGAGGCUGCCGAGUUACUCCUACGUGUGGACAAUAUUAUUCGAUCGGCACCACGAAGACGCGAGCGUAUGUAG
Molecule: messenger RNA, 1671 nt
Organism: Plenodomus lingam JN3
Lineage: Eukaryota; Fungi; Ascomycota; Dothideomycetes; Pleosporales; Leptosphaeriaceae
Source: RefSeq, a predicted model, not a curated record